Castor canadensis (American beaver) is the source of this 515-nucleotide messenger RNA. The record is from RefSeq and is a predicted model, not a curated record. NCBI's taxonomy places the organism in Eukaryota, Metazoa, Chordata, Mammalia, Rodentia, Castoridae.
CCGCCUGGGCCUCGCGUGGGGGUGACCCCUUUGCAGAGGGACUCACGCGCGCAGAAGCAUUGGGGUCACGCCCGGCCGCCUUGGCGCGCUUUUGAAACGCUGACGGUGAGCUUGGGGGGCUUGGUGUCCGCGGAAGCUGCGGGAUGCCUCCGCCCCGCGCCGCGAUGACGAGGACCCGCGAGGAGGUGGACGCCACGCUGCAGAUCGCCAAGCUGGACGCGGCCGAGCUGCUGCCCACCGUGCACUGCCUGGGCUUCAGCCUCGGGGCCAACGGCGCGGCCGCCGGAGACUUCUGCCUGCUGGAGCUGGAGCCCGCGCUGUGCCAGCAGCUGGAAGCUGGACACAGUCUUGUGAUUCGCGGUGACAAAGAUGAGCAAGCUGUGCUGUGCAGUAAAGACAAAACAUAUGACUUGAAAAUAGCAGACACUUCCAAUAUGCUGCUUUUCAUUCCUGGUUGUAAAACUCCAGACCAACUGAAGAUGGAAGAGACACAGUCUAACAUUAUUCACACUGAG